Conger conger (European conger) is the source of this 2351-nucleotide messenger RNA. It is a transcript of the gene kat5b, whose product is annotated as K(lysine) acetyltransferase 5b. The transcript is spliced from 15 exons. Gene Ontology annotation, molecular function: histone acetyltransferase activity. The record is from RefSeq and is a predicted model, not a curated record. NCBI's taxonomy places the organism in Eukaryota, Metazoa, Chordata, Actinopteri, Anguilliformes, Congridae. Bases 51 to 1682 code for a protein of 543 amino acids. Gene Ontology annotation, biological process: regulation of DNA-templated transcription.
CCUGCCCUUGAGUCAUUUGUUGUUGUGUGCUUCUGACACAGGCGAGGAAGAUGGCGGACCCGCAGGUCGAUGUUGUCGAAGGCUGUAGACUUCCCGUCCUCAGAAAAAAUCAAGAGCACGAAGACGAAUGGCCCCUGGCAGAAAUCCUCAGUGUGAAAGAACUAACAGGGAGGAAGCUCUACUAUGUCCACUACAUCGACUUCAACAAGCGUCUGGAUGAAUGGGUGACCCCGGAGAGGCUGGACGUGAAGAAGCUGCAGUUUCCCAAAAAGGAAGCCAAGACCCCCACCAAAAAUGGCCUCUCCGGGUCGCGCCCCAGUUCUCCGGAGAGAGACCCUGUGAGGAAGAGUCUAGAUCUCAGCCUCCAAACUCCUACAGCUCCGUCCAGAGGCAAAACCGUCCCCACUCCGAAGAGGAAGGCAGAGUCUGUUUCCCUGGCAGCACAAGCAUCCCCGGCCACGCCCGUCCCGUCACUGCCAGGCGCCACGGAAACCACCCAGGCGUCUGUGUACCCAUCGGCGCGGGACACCAACACCUUCGCCCCGAGAUCCAACGCCCGUGAUGACCACGAGCAGCUCUCCUCCCUCACCACAAAUGGCACUGCCCGCCGCCCCAUGCCCUCCCAGCCAGGCAGGAAAAGGAAGGCCAAUUGUGUGGGUACUGAUGAGAUGAUUAAGGUCUUCCAGUAUAACAGCCCUCGAUGUGCCAGUGUCUAUCUGCCACCUGGAGAGGACUCUCAGGACAGCACAGACGGCAUCCCCUCCGCCCCUCGCAUGACGGGGAGCUUGGUGUCCGACCGCAGCCACGACGACAUCGUCACCCGCAUGAAGAACAUCGACUGCAUCGAGCUGGGCCGCCACCGGCUGAAGCCCUGGUACUUCUCGCCAUACCCCCAGGAGCUCACCACCUUGCCCAUCCUCUUCCUCUGCGAGUUCUGCCUCAAGUACCUCAAGAGCCUCAAAUGUCUGCAGAGGCAUCUGACGAAGUGCAACCUUCGCCACCCUCCGGGGAAUGAGAUCUAUCGCAAGGGGACCAUCUCCUUCUUUGAGAUAGACGGCAGGAAAAACAAGACAUACUCCCAGAACUUGUGUCUUCUGGCCAAAUGCUUCUUGGACCACAAGACUCUGUACUACGACACAGAUCCCUUCCUCUUCUACGUCAUGACAGAGUACGAUUCCAAAGGCUUUCACAUUGUGGGCUAUUUCUCGAAGGAAAAAGAGUCGACGGAAGAUUACAACGUGGCCUGCAUCCUGACACUGCCUCCCUAUCAGAGAAGAGGAUACGGCAAACUGUUGAUAGAAUUCAGCUACGAGCUGUCGAAAGUGGAGGGGAAGACGGGGACUCCUGAGAAGCCCCUGUCGGAUCUGGGGCUCUUAUCCUACCGUAGCUACUGGUCCCAGACCAUCCUGGAGAUCCUCAUGGACCUCAAGUCUGACAAUGGGGAACGGCCACAGAUCACCAUCAAUGAGAUCAGCGAAAUCACCAGCGUAAAGAAAGAGGAUGUCAUCUCCACCCUGCAAUAUCUCAACCUCAUCAACUAUUACAAGGGGCAGUACAUUCUGACGCUGUCGGAAGAUAUUGUGGAGGGACACGAGAGGGCCAUGCAGAAGCGCCACCUCCGUAUUGACCCAAAAUGUCUGCACUUCACCCCGAAGGACUGGAGCAAGAGGGGCAAGUGGUAGACCCCACUCCCCCAAACAACGCACGCAGCGUUCACCGGGGCAAGCACAAUCUUCCCAAUAAGCUACAGCAGAGUAGCCCUUUUUUUUUUUUUUUUUUUUACUUAUUUACAACCGAAACUCUUUUAGUAACUACCUGAAGUUGAAAUUGGGACGUUGUGAAGAAAGCCCCCCUGUGGUCACUCGGAUGUCAGAUCUGUAAACACUGUCACUGUCCUGUUUGACGAAAACUCAAGACUUGGUGACUUCUCAUGAAGGAGGAAAACAUGACCAGCUUUUCCUUUCAAUCUAAAGGAACCUUAGAUCAAUUCUUUCCCCAAUUCAGUGUGCUGCACAUUUGUGGAAAAUCAUUUAGUAUUACUAUAAACACAAUCAAGAAAGAUGGGGGUACUUUUAGCUCCAAAUGCACAACUCCACUUCUUUUUGUUAUUCCAGACAGUAAGAAUGGCAUAUCUGAACCCAAGUAAAAACUUGUAUUAUAGAUAGGGACCAUUUGUACAUAAUUGUUUUGUAAAGGAAUUUUAAAUGGUUAUUGUAUUUCUGUAUGACAAGUGUAUCAGGCAAAGCCUGACUUUUUAAAUAAGCCACAUUGAAUCGUUACAGGAAUGUACAUUUUGCGACUUGUACAGCUUUGUUUUUUUUAAGAUGAGGGAAAAGAAAACUGAAUGUUAA